AGCUCAAUAAUAAGUCAAGAAAUCUUUUCGAGUAGUACUACUCAACGACCGGUCGGGCGAACCUUCAUUUUCAGGCGAUUCAACAGCGGAUCGAACAAACAUUUUAUUCUUCAACAACGCAAUCGAAUAGCAGAUCGAAUUGACGAUGAAGUAAAAUAAAAGGAAUUUCUCUUUGUUUACUUCUAAAUGAAAGAAAACGAAAAACGCGUGUAACGACGGUGUCGUCAUCUGAGAUUGCUGUACAAGUCGAGGUAACUCGAGUGGUUCUUUAAAAACAUGGGUUUUUGAGAAUUGUUCUGCGCUGUUUAACAGCAAGUGUAUCGAAUGAAUCGUCAGGAUGUCGAUCAAUACGUUAUAUGCUGCAUUUCGGAAACUUGCCGUCGACAGAAUAGGUGCUGCCGCUGCUACUGCCACUGCGAGGUACUACUCAACGCAGCAGAUAAACCUUGAUGUCUCCCGUUUCAUGCACAAUGUGCCAUCCAGCGCGGUGCCGGUACAUGAUAUCAAGUUCAAACCUGGAACCCUCAGUAUAGAUUUUGGCAUACCGACCAGACGAUCGGUACCAAGUAUAAUCGAAAUGCCUGUCGCAAGGAUCCCUCCGCUGCGAGAACCCACCAAAAGCUUGCCGCUGGAAUACGACUCUCCUCUGCCGCAAACGUCUGUAGAUCUACCAACGAUUGGCGGUAAUUUCGAGAAGCAGGCGGUUCGCAUGAUAGUGAUCAGACGCAAAAAAAUGAAGAAGCACAAGCGAAGGAAGUUGCGCAAGAAGAUGAAGUUCGUGUGGGCGAGGAUGAGACAGAGACGAAACGUGGAGAAGAUAAAGAGGUUUAAUAACGAGAUGAUUGCUAAGAUCAAGAUGGCCCAGGCCUUUGACGCGAAAAAGUACGUUCAAGGGAGACUCGAUAUCUUGAACAAGGAAAGGAUACCGCGGACUUUCAGGGGCGAGAUCCUGCCUCUGGAGAUGAUCAAGAAGUUAAGGGACGAGAAACAGGCCAAAAAAGAUGCGAGACUUAACAAGCCUAUUUUAAAGCUGUAGCUCUCGAUUUAUGUAUAAACCACAGUAAUCAGUAAAAAUAUCAAAGUAUCACAAUAAAAUUUUACUCUUGUGAUAAUUGCAUGCGCGUGUCUUUUCUCUCUGUGCAACGCAUACACAAGGAGAUUAAAGUGAUUCGGUAUCUGGGAAGAGGUUGGGUGAUUCGAGGAAAAUAAAAACCAGCUUGAACGAGCAGUAUACGAUUUA
Molecule: messenger RNA, 1240 nt
Organism: Dinoponera quadriceps
Lineage: Eukaryota; Metazoa; Arthropoda; Insecta; Hymenoptera; Formicidae
Exons: 2
Coding region: 338-1036 (232 amino acids)
Source: RefSeq, a predicted model, not a curated record